Necator americanus (New World hookworm) is the source of this 276-nucleotide messenger RNA. RefSeq lists its product as uncharacterized. The record is from RefSeq and is a predicted model, not a curated record. The coding region runs from base 1 to 276 and encodes 91 amino acids. NCBI's taxonomy places the organism in Eukaryota, Metazoa, Nematoda, Chromadorea, Rhabditida, Ancylostomatidae. The transcript has a single exon.
AUGGCAAAGGACAUCGACUCUUUCGAACAACCAACGACCCGAAUCGGACGUCAUCACGCCUUCUACAAGGUCAUAAUUGGCGAUUUCAACGCCAAAGUUGGCCCAGGAAGAACGCCGGAGGAAUUUCACAUCGGAACCCACGUCCUACAAUGGAACGAUCAGGGGGAGAGGCUUUCCAUGUUCAUCAUGACAUCCAUGGGAACCCGAAAUUCCAGAAACCCUCCUCUCUACGCUGGACGUGGGAGUCACCCGGUGGAGAGUACCGUAAUGAAAUAG